This is a messenger RNA of Hyalella azteca, 1034 nucleotides long. RefSeq names its product ras-related and estrogen-regulated growth inhibitor-like protein. The record is from RefSeq and is a predicted model, not a curated record. The transcript has 2 exons. Bases 136 to 957 code for a protein of 273 amino acids. Gene Ontology annotation, molecular function: GTP binding; GTPase activity. Lineage: Eukaryota; Metazoa; Arthropoda; Malacostraca; Amphipoda; Hyalellidae.
CUUCCCGUGCAUGUGAUCCUAAAGAAAAGCUCUCCAGUGACAAGCCGCUAGUUCUGCGAGAUCGGAAUCACGUUGCAGUGACUGUACGAAUUUUAUCAAACGCAUUGACUUCGCAAAGUCUAUCUUUCCGUCAACAUGACUACCGGCCAAGGCCAACAAAUAUCUUGUAUUCCUCUGUGGGUAUUGGAAGACAUCAAAAACUACCUGAAGAAGUCCACUAACCGCCAGAGGAGCCAAAGCAUCUCGUGUCAGUGCCGACAAACUUCGAGCUCGCCGCUCCAGCAGCGCCGACGUCUGCGGAGCGAGGAGCGUUGGUGCGGACGACCCCUCAGAGUCGCGCUUGUUGGGGGAAACAAUGUGGGAAAAUCUGCACUAACCGUGCGAUUCCUCACCAAGCGAUUUAUUGGAGAAUAUCGCUCUGAUUCCGAUAUGCUGUACCGCUCAGUUCUAUCGCUCUCGGGAUCCCCACAAAAUGUCGAGUUAUUGGACUGUUCUGGUAAGGACCUGAAAGAUGAAGUAUUACAGUGGGCUGAAGCCUUCAUCGUCGUCUACAGCAUCACAGACAAAUCUUCCUUAGAUGAAGGCAAAUCGACUUUACAGAAGAUAUCUUCGAGUAGACUGGAAGUUCCUGUUAUGCUAGCGGGCAACAAAAGCGAUCUUGGACACCAAAGACAAGUUUCAGAAGCUGAAGGAAAAUCAGCGGCGCAAAUCCACGAAGCUAAAUUCUCUGAAGUUUCUGCGGCUGAUGAUUGUGAUUCGGUCAGCGUUUCUUUCAAUUCUUUCCUGAAGGAAGUCAAAAUUCAUCGAAGUAAAUUCUCGCCGAGAUACAGAAAACUUUCACCGACUAAACUUCUUAACUCUUUGAUGUGUAGAUAUAACACUCAUCACUCUACUGAACUUAUUAUUCUGAACAAAUGUGAACAGUCGAAACUAUCCGCUAAGCCUAGUCAGUUGUAAGAUUAUUGUGGAAUCUCUUCGUAUAACUUUUUUAUUAAUUUUCUAAGAUACUGUAUUUUCCGUAGUCGAAUUGAAUA